UGUCACUCUCAACUGCCAGUUGUCACUGUUGUCAGUCUCUAACGCUAACCUACAACCGGCUGUCUACUUUGAAGAAAUUGUAAAAUCACUAAUUUCUAUCAAAAAUGGCUUAUAAACCACAGAAAGUACAAAAGGUGAUGGUACAGCCCAUCAACCUGAUCUUCAGAUACCUUCAGAAUCGUUCCAGAGUACAAGUGUGGCUGUACGAAAACAUAAACCUGAGAAUCGAGGGGCACAUCGUAGGAUUUGACGAGUACAUGAACCUUGUUCUGGACGACGCAGAGGAGUAUUACGUGAAAACGAAAAAUAGACGGCAGCUGGGGCGCAUAAUGCUGAAAGGAGACAAUAUCACAGUUAUACAGAAUGUUAAACCAGACGCAAAUUGAAUAAUGACCCGUAGUUUUAAGUUUACAUGCUGGACAGUUGUGGUGUGAUUUCUGAAUGAAACUCUGAUGACUGUAUAAAUAGGUUUAAAUGAUCAAUUCAAUAUAACUCAAUUUUUUGUA
This is a messenger RNA of Acanthoscelides obtectus, 506 nucleotides long. The record is from the annotation of a GenBank genome assembly. Lineage: Eukaryota; Metazoa; Arthropoda; Insecta; Coleoptera; Chrysomelidae.